UCUUCUUUUCCUCCCAUCAUUUUCGUUCGCAGUCAACCUUCUUCAUCACUCUGAUUAGAACUAGAUCAGAGAAAAUCUCCGCAGAUUAAUCCAUGGAAUUUCUAAAAAUGAUUAAGAUUCUAUUUUCACCACCUUAUUAAUGAAGAAUGUAUUGUUAGUAGAUCUUUGUUAUUAUCUAGGGUUUUAAGAGUUCUGAGUAAAAAAACAAAAAACCAAAAUCAAAUUUUGAGAUUUAUUAAUUUCUCUUCUUGAUCUAUACUUAUUAUAUAGUAGGGUUAGACAGAGCAUCGAAAAUGCUCUCGAUGCUCAUCGUUCUUGCGAUGACGAUGGUAAUGGUUUCAGCUUCUUUUAAUGGUGGUUCUAGUUCUCAUCGUCUUAAGCAGCUUGAAAAAUGGAAUCGGCGUGGUAAUCUGAGUUAACCUUAGAGAUUACAAAGCAUGGAUUUGCGUUAUUUUUAGUGUUUUUUUUCCCUUCAUUUUUCAUCUCCCUUUCUUUCUCAGUGUCCUGCCUUGUGUAGGAACAAAUCAAAUCAGUGAUUUACAAAAGUCUGCCUUACCUUGUUUCUCGAUAAGAUCAAGAAAAUUGUUAUCAGAAAGUUGUUGUUGAAGUGGGCUUAGAUUCUGUUCUUUUUGGUGGUAGCUAGAUAGAGAAAGAGUUUGGAUUAUCUUACAGGAUUUUCUGUAAGCAAUGGAUAAGUUUAGUUCUUGUGAUGAUAUGGUAUCGGAUUACCUGAGUAGCCAUAACGAGUUGAAGCAAUCAUAUGUUAGUGGCAAGCAGUUCACAAGCAAGAAGAACGGCACCAGUGAAGUGACAGAACUUGGAGCUGCUUUUAGUAAGAUUCUAAAUGUUAAAGGUACUCCUCUACCUACACCUGGCUGUAUUCAACCUUCAGAUUUGAAUGAGAAAUGCCACCUCGGUCCAGGCGAAUUCUGUGAAGAUUCUGACAAACAGGAUGACAAAUUGUCGGUGAAAUCAAAUCAGAAAAUGAUGAGCAAACCUAUUAAUAUUCCAGUUUCCAGAAAGACAUUAUCAUGUUUUGUCUCCAAUAGUGAGAUAGAAGGGACAUCUUGUCCAGAAUUGCAUGGAAAUGCCUCUACCCUCCUCAGUCGAUUCUGCUCACGUUCACUUUCUCUGCCUAAUUCUCCAAAUUCAGUGAGAUCUGCCAUGAAAGGAGGCCGUGAGCAACAAGGAGUACAACCACCGGAGAAGCUGACAGUGAAGUGGGCUUCUGACGUGUAUGACCCUCCUUCUACAACAGUGUCGCACACAGUUAGGAGUUACAUCCAGCAGCAGCGUUACAGUUCCAAAUACAACAACAAGAAGCAUGGCAAGCACAAGCAGAAGGGAAAACAUUCACGAGGAAGCAACAACACUGACAAGAAGCAGCAGCGCAAGUCUACUUGUAACUCAGAAAACCUACAAUCAAUCUCACAGGCCACAGUUGAUAGAUCGCAAGACCUGAAUGGUUUUGAGAAAACGAGUGUGAAUUCAGAACUGGUGCACUUUGAUGGUGUUACUACUGGGCAAGAUUCUUCCAACUGUGGAAGCAGCUUUUUCAAGAUAUCAUCUCUUGCGAAAAUGCGUGUGUCAGUUGCCGAGGCUACUUAGAUGUUCGUUUCAUCAUCCCUUACAGAAGGAUGCUACAACUUGGUGUUUGUGUAGAUAAAUAAACUCGGGUUACUUCACCUGUAGGUGUUUGUUUUUGCUUAAUCUGUUUGAAGCACUGUGUUGGUUUGGUUUUUUUUUUGUAGUAUGGUUCCACUGGUGUUUUUGUUAUUGGGGAUGUAAUGCCUUUGUGGUAAGUAAAUAUAUUAGCUAAUUACUAAAGAAGUUAUAUAACUACCAGAGUGCCAAUAUAUUUUUAUAUUCAU
Molecule: messenger RNA, 1871 nt
Organism: Papaver somniferum (opium poppy)
Lineage: Eukaryota; Viridiplantae; Streptophyta; Magnoliopsida; Ranunculales; Papaveraceae
Exons: 3
Coding region: 688-1608 (306 amino acids)
Source: RefSeq, a predicted model, not a curated record